AUGCAAGCAGAAUGUUAUUGUCAAUACUGCACAAGGGAUGCCCGAACGAAAACUUCAUGGAGGGCAUCUCCCGCAACAUAUACUAUGGGUGCAAACCUACAGCUGCGGAGCGAUGGCAAUUGCCCUAUAAUAAUUAUAGUCCGCAGCUCAGGGAGCACAGCGCCGCUGGAUUCAUACUUUCGAUCACAUCUGGGACGCCAAACUCACGUUAAUAGGCCUACUUUUGGAGGGACGAUACCUAUGCAAAUCUCGACGAGAGGAGGCCGAUUUUCGUCCCUUACAACAAACAUCACUCCCGUCCCAUCAAGCAAUCGACUCAACCCCAGCCAAAUCCGCUAUCGCUUCUUCCGUUGCCCGGCUUCCUUGAGCAUAGCGAGCGCCGGCGACACCGCUUUCCCAACCUCCUCAACCUUCCUCACCGGCGACUGCAUCCGCUCCCCCGUCCACAUGCCAGUCGCGACCAUCUGCGCAUCUUCAGCCUCGAACGCGGCCAGUAGAACCGCCGCCCGCCCAACAUUGCGGCUGGGCUGCUCCAGCCAAGUGGCGACGGCCACCUGCAGUCGUUCCCUAACCACGUACGCGGUACUCGCCGUCUCGUGCAGCGUAGCAACGAUGCCCUGCUUAUCCUUCAAGUCAGACUCUAGGCCUUCCACGACCUCGCCCAUCAGCUCCGCCCACCGCGAGACCGGGGUCACCCGCGCGUUUGCCGCUUCGCCCGCCCUGCCGCGGGCCGUCGCCACGGUCUGCUGCGCCUGCUUCGCCCCGCGCAGCGCCGCGCUCAGGCGCGCGAGGCACUUCCGUAGCCAUUUCAUGCUCUCCGUCGCCGCAUUGUGCAGCGCCGAGAGCUGCCCGACGACCGGCGGGGACGACCCGCUGUGGAGUGUCGCGUCGGAUAGCGUCACCAAUAGGUUGCUCACGGCUUGCGCGUGGGCGGCCCCAGAGGUUGAGGCCGUCGUCCACGCGGUGUCAGCUUGCGAUAGACUGCGGAGAAAGGCGUGCAGCGUCGCAGGGGGUACAAACAACCCCUCCGACCACAGGUCAUCGCCCCCUCACUCUUUCGCCAGGUGCAAGGUUUGCAAUAUCCUUCCCACCAUGGACAGCGCAUCCGCCGUCCGCUACCUCCAGCCCCGUCCCUUUGUAAUCGCUCUAGCCGCGGGUGCGGCCACGCUAGGCGAAGUCGGGGUCCGAGCCUACCCUCUCCUCUAUGCGCUAGUCGCUGACGAGGUAGGCACUCCCCACGCCGUCGACCACCCCCCACUUUCCUCUCCCACUGCGAAAUCCUUUAGCGACAUCCUCUCUGUCAUCCACCGAAUCGGCUUCCGUCCCGACCCACACAUUGCGCAGCAUCACGCGCUCCGACUCCCCGCUGCUAGAAUCACUACUCUUGAGCAGGUUCUGCGCGUCGUCCUAGAUGCAGUGCUCCGCUCCCCGGACGGGCUGCAGAAGGCCGUCCAACUCAUGGAUGUCAACGCCGAUCCGGAUAUUCGCAGGCGAUACGAGCGCGAUGGCGUCAUUGCGUGCUUUUUGAGAAAGGUUAGCGUCGCCUUUGCAUCGCUCGCUUUCGAUGCUCUUUCAAGAUUGCUCCAUGACCUGCGCUUGUUCGUCCAUCCGAACCCGGCCGCGACUAUACCGUCGUAUACUGCGCGUGCUACUUUACCGGCGCCGCAUGUCUCUCGGCAGGCCGCGCUGGAUUUAGCGAAAGGAUUGCCCAUCCAGUCUGAGGCGGAAUUGAACGCUUUCGCAGAUCUGUUUGUCGAAUCUAGGAAGCCUGUCGCAGCUACGAAUUUGGCGAUGCAAUCGCUUCCAAACCUCGGGACGGAACGUCGCUCACAAAUGACAUUGCCGUCGAUCGAUUAUGUAAUGCAGCUUGAAUCUCAACGACAAAAGGAUCUUGUCACAGCCGUAGAUGCGCUUCAUCGCUACUACGAUCUAUCUUUAUCUGAAAUAGGCUACGAGAGCGCCAGGGCAAACGCUAAUCGGGCCGUCGCGAGGAUAGACGGGCAGACAGGUGACAGAAGUGGAAUUUUUGAUGCUCAGGGGCACCAGUACGCGGCGUUGUCGCUUGGCGUGUUGCACGCACACUUUGGCAAUCCAGAGUACGCUUCUGUGGCGCUCGACGACACGAUUCGCGCGGCGCAGCACUGCAAUGACGACGCCUGCCAGGCCAAGGCGCUGAGCUGGAUUGCGCGGACGUCUUCCUCUGUGGCGCGGCGGCAUCAGUUGCUGCGGCAUGGGAAUGACCAGCUCGCGCUUGCCAAGGAGGAAGUGUCCGCCGUCUUCACGCCCGUGUCAGACGGGGUGCCCGACUCUGUGAACCUGCAUUCCAUGCGGACGAGUGGGGCGAAAGCGAUUAGGACCGGGACGACGGAAGGUCGGAUUGCAGCGGGGCGCAUUGCUCGAAUCCAAGAGCGGAUUAACUAUCGCAGGCCCGAGACGCGUGUGGACAGUCUGCUCGUAAGCGCCGCAGCGUGGGAAUCGCAUGCGGCAGUUCCCGCAGCGCUUUCGGUGGCGAAAAUGGCGCUUUCCUACGCUGAACGAGAAGAGCAAGGACGUCUGAGCUCAAGCAAGUCGCGAGCGCUUGCAGCAGUAGCGUCGCUAUCAGCGCUGGAAGGCGACUUCCAGGGGGCAAAACGGAUGCUGGAAAAGGCGAUCAAGGUUGAAAACAAGCAACGCAAGUCUACCGGAGCGGCAAGCAAGCCCGAGCUGGAACUUCUCUCAACCUGCCUCCUCUGGCUGGAGUUCCAACACAGCCUCUCCGAAGGCGACACGGUGACGGCUCGCAAGCGAUCCGAAACGCUGACAGGGCUGUCUGAAAGCUGCAAAGUCGACACGAUAGGACCCCUAGGCGAAGACCUCGCUCUCGACGCACUGGAAGCGCGUUGCCUUGUGCAUCUCGCAUGCCAAGGCUUGCAAGCCGCGGCCAAGGAGGCGGAGGCUCUCUGCCGGCGCGCGGCCUCUCUCGCGCGUCCGGGGCGCGUAGUGGAGGGUCUGCGUCUCCGGGCCGAGGCGCACCUGCUCGGCGACAGCUACCACGCGGCGCUUCCCGCGGUGCUGGCGGCAGUAUCACUGAGCCAGGGCCUGGGGCUGGAGGGCGCGCACGUGGCGAGCGUCCUGACGCUGACGGAGACGCUGCUGCGCAUGCAGGAGCACGAGCCCGCAACGUGCGGGCCGCAGGCGCUGCGCGCGCUGCAGCCCGUGCUGGCCAAGGCCGCGGGCGGGAUGGGGCUGGGCGUGCGCGCGCGCGCGUGCCGCUUGCACGCGGAGUGCCUCAUGGCCGUGGCGGCCGCCGCGGGGCGGGCGCCCGAGGCAGAGGUGGUGCGCCUGCUCAGCGAGGCGCACGCGAUGGGCGGCGCCGAGACGGAGAUGUGCUUGUACUUGCUGGCGAGAUGCCAUGAGUGGAGAGGCGAGCGAAAGGAGAGGAACGCCGCCGCAAGAGGGCUGAGGAUGGAGGAGAGGAGGCGGGCGAGGAGACGGGCGUAUUUAACCCCCCCUUCCACCUCCCCCUCCCCCUCCCCCUCCCCCUCCCCCUCUCCCCCGCACCCAGAAACAUUUCUCCUCAAGGACCUCGACACCGGAAUGCGCAGCUACGUCACCGACCAAGAGUGGGUCGAGAAGCCCCCGCCAUGCCCGCAGCUGCGGCCCCCGCGCGGAAAGCCUCCCGUUAUGCCCCCGCUGGACGCGCGUACGCGCCGUCCCCCCGCCUCCAGCCGCACCCGCUCCGACGAGCUCCAGGCCGCCACCCGCACGCUCCGCUCCUCCGACUUCGUGCGCGUAGUCGCCCACAAGAAGAGGGAGCGCGAUUUUGCCACCUUGUACCGUUGGCAGAAGGUGCGCGCCCACGUCGGCCCCAUACGCGUCAUCGAGUUCAAUAAGUCCGGCAGGUACUUGGCCACGGCCGGCCAGGACGGCCUGAUAAAGAUCUGGGACAUCGACGCCAGGUUGGAGGAUAACCGCGCCAACAUCGUCAAGAGCGCCGAGGCCACCGGCGCCAUGCGCAUGCAUGCCGCCUUCAUGUACAUCCGCAAGGGCGCCCCGCUGGCCACCUUUCGCGGCCAUCGCUCGGCCGUCCUGGCCCUGAGCUGGAGCAAGAACGACUUUUUGCUGUCGGGCGGAGCGGAUAAGUCCAUUCGCCUGUGGCAUCCGCGCGCCAAGGCCUGCCUGCGCGAGCUGUGGAGCAGCGACAUCGUCACGUGCGUGGCGUUUCACCCCACCGAUGAGCAGAUUUGCAUCUCGGGCGAGGCGGGGGGCGUCGCUAACAUGUGGCACUUGAGGGAGAGUAAGCGGCUCAGCUCGGCGGACACGGAUGAUAUUAUCACCGCGUGCGCCAUCACGCCGGAUGGCACUACGGCGUUAUUGGGGACUUAUCGUGGCCGAUGUAAGUUCUAUGCGCUGUUUGAUGAAAUCCAGGGCGAGUGGCAGUUUAAGCACACCACCCAGCUGGACGUGCGUUCGCGACGCGCCAAGAACGCGCUGGGGAAGAAGAUAUGCGGGUUCCGGUUUAUGGGCAAGAGCGACAAGGUGAUGAUCUCGUCGAACGACUCGCGGCUGCGCUUGUACCGGCUGGACGACAAGUCGGUGUUGUCCAAGUUUCUGGGGCAUCAGAACGCCGAGUCGCGGUUCAACGCGUCGUUCGCGCCGGGGCAGCGGUACGUGUUGUCGGGCGGGGAGAGCCGCAGCGUGUACAUCUGGGAGGUGGAUGAUUCGCUGAAAAGGAGAAGUUGA
Molecule: messenger RNA, 4722 nt
Organism: Chondrus crispus (carragheen)
Lineage: Eukaryota; Rhodophyta; Florideophyceae; Gigartinales; Gigartinaceae
Product: WD repeat-containing protein
Exons: 5
Coding region: 1-4722 (1573 amino acids)
Molecular function (GO): protein binding
Source: RefSeq, a predicted model, not a curated record